AUGCCUCCGAAAGCUGCAUCUGCGUCUGACGCCGGCAAACCGACCGGAACGUGGGACAACGUCGACUUCCUCAGGGAGCUCCUCGUGGCCUUUUACCAGGUGGGAAACAACAACUUCAACCCGCAAAUCAACAAUGCGAUUGUGGAGUAUUUGGCUGCUCAAGGCUACGAAACUUCGUGGAGUGCUAUCCGGUAG
Trichoderma citrinoviride is the source of this 195-nucleotide messenger RNA. RefSeq lists its product as hypothetical. NCBI's taxonomy places the organism in Eukaryota, Fungi, Ascomycota, Sordariomycetes, Hypocreales, Hypocreaceae. The record is from RefSeq and is a predicted model, not a curated record. The coding region runs from base 1 to 195 and encodes 64 amino acids. The transcript has a single exon.